Peronospora matthiolae is the source of this 342-nucleotide messenger RNA. Lineage: Eukaryota; Oomycota; Peronosporomycetes; Peronosporales; Peronosporaceae. The record is from the annotation of a GenBank genome assembly.
AUGGACAAGACCGUCGCGACGUUGCUGGACACAGUGAUCACACACUUUGGCGGCGAGGGCAAGUUUGCACCGUUCUUGCUGAAAGAUUGGCCCCAGUUGUUUGCCUUGAGGCGGAUGGCUUGGAAAGCUGCACUCUACCUUCCAAGGGAUGGCACUCGUGUAACAAGUGGGAAACUCAAGCUGGUGCAACAUUUCAUCGGUUUUCGUCCCGGAACACGCUUAAACAAAGUGCAGGUCAUGGACACGGUGGAGAAAGACUUUGGUAGCAAGACUGAGCUUGCACGGGAUUCGUUCAAGUUCGCAGUCGACAAUACUGGCGUCAAACGAGCAGACGACAUCUGA